Molecule: messenger RNA, 432 nt
Organism: Strongylus vulgaris
Lineage: Eukaryota; Metazoa; Nematoda; Chromadorea; Rhabditida; Strongylidae
Source: the annotation of a GenBank genome assembly
AUGUCAUAUCUUAUUCUAGUGUCACCACAAAAUAUCUCAUUCGGACAAUUUGCUUUUAAUCCAUCAACAUUAUUCCCAUUUUGGCACCAACAAUGCCCUAUACCUUUCCCAGUGACAGGUUCCACAUUAGCGCCAAAUAGUAUUGCUCAAACAACUUCAAAACCUAUUAACCCAUUCUUCUUCCGAGAGAACUCACCAUCAAUGGCUGAUACUCGGCAGCCAGAUUUGAGUUGGAAUAGGUCUCUCAAUUUCCAGCAGGGAUGUGUGUUAACGCCUCCACGAUCUCUUACACCUGAAUCUUUUCAAUUGGGCAAAAUUGAAAUCUCACCGGUACCAAAUGACGAAAAAUCAACUGUACAGGACGAUACUCCCAAAAAGACAUCAAAGUUCUCAAGCAAGCUGCAGUCGGCUGCAUAUCUGAAAUGUAAGUAG